AUGUCCAGACACCGAGUAAAGAACAUCGGAUAUGAUGACGAUGAUUAUUCUGAUGAUGGAUACGACUCGCCUGACCCCGAAGAACAGGAAUUCCUGCAGCGCUGCACCCAGGAUGUCCUUUCGCAGCUCCGCGCGGGGCAGCCAUCGGUGACCGCUACGAAGGAAGAAGUCCAGGAAGCGCUAUGGCAUUACUAUAAUGAUAUAGAAAAGUCUGUCAACUAUCUACGAGGCAAGAAGGAGAAAGAAGUAAAGAAGCAGCAGACGCCUGCCAUCUCGCAGAAGAACAAGGCUCAAGUGCCGAUUUAUCCUGCGCCCAUUUCUCCUCCGAUAGCGCACUUCUCGGCCGCCGAUUUCUUUCGUGACUCUCCCUGGCUUAAUGUUCCAUCUCACCGAAAAGCCGAUAUUCUGGUAGAGCCUUUAUACCCCCGAAUGGGACUGUUGGGUGGUGCGCCUGAAGCUGGCGGCAAAGUGUCCAAACUGGCUGCACUGGCUGCAGCGCGCAAACAGAAAGAAGGGAACAAGACUUCUUCCCCACCGGAGGGUUCGCAGGCUGAAAACCCAGAAAAGUCAUCGACCGAGCAAAAGAUCUCUUUGCGUGAUAGGCUCGCUGCAAGCAAAGCCGCGAAGCCUGCUGAAGGUCUGGGUGGGUUGCGCCGUUUGGCGAAGCCUGUACCUGCACCACCUCCAGCCGAAAAACCGGUUUCACCUGAACCAGUGGAAACUGCUCCAAAUGUUGAAAAACCUGGCCUCACGGAGCAAGUUGAAGAAGCGUCCAGUGUUAAGCUAGAGCCUACACUGCCGGCAGCUGAGAUCCGCGCUUCGCCCUCCAUGUUUGCUAGUGCCAUUGUUGGCAAUCAAUCAGGACCGACUAGGGCCGAGCCUAGCCAUAUACCUUCGCAGAACGUUGAUUUGCUCCAAAUAUAUGGGCAGGACCAUACUGAACCUUUUGACUUUGCAGGCCCUAGCCCCGACGAUGUGGUGCUUAAUGCCCAAAAUACAGCUAAAGGAUUCAAGUCCAAAACCCCUGCCUCCAAGGCAGGUGGUGACAAGAAGGGCCAAGCUGAUCUUGCCGGUGGCAUGAAUAACCUCUCAGUUGAGGAGAAAGUGACUGUCAAGAGCAAGAACUUGGAUGUCCUCGCGGAAUACAGCAAGUCAACACGGAAGAAGUCUGCCAACUUCGUAGUAAUAGGCCAUGUCGAUGCUGGGAAGAGUACAUUGAUGGGGAGGUUGUUGGCGGACCAGGGUGCGAUAGACCAGCGAACAUUAGACAAAUAUCGCAAGGAGGCUGAGAAAAUCGGGAAGGGCUCUUUUGCCCUGGCAUGGGUGUUAGACCAGGGGUCAGAGGAGCGUGCAAGAGGUGUUACAAUCGAUAUUGCGACCAACCAGUUUGAGACCGACACCACGGCCUUUACCAUCGUUGAUGCCCCCGGGCAUCGGGACUUUGUACCCAACAUGAUUGCCGGAGCUAGCCAGGCAGACUUUGCGGUCCUGGUGAUUGAUUCUAGCGUGGGCAAAUUUGAAUCCGGUCUCAAGGGCCAGACUAAGGAGCAUGCUUUGCUAGUGCGCAGCAUGGGUGUCCAGAAGAUUGUGGUGGCCGUCAACAAGAUGGAUACUGUUCAAUGGGACAAGGGUCGGUUUGAGGAGAUCGAGCAACAGAUCUCAUCAUUCUUGACAACCGCCGGAUUUCAAGAAAAGAACAUUUCUUUCGUUCCGUGCUCCGGCGUGCUAGGAGACAAUAUCAGCCGACGCAGUGAAGAUCCUCACGCAUCAUGGUAUACUGGACAGACCUUGAUUGAGGAACUGGAGACCUCGGAACCUUCCACCCACGCACUUGAUAAGCCACUGCGCAUGACGAUCGGUGAUGUUUUCCGUGGUGGUGUGCAGAAUCCGAUCUCCAUUUCUGGCCGCCUGGAUGCCGGCAGCUUACAAGUUGGCGACCAAAUUCUGACCAUGCCCAGUGGUGAGACAGGCUUGAUCCGCAGCUUGGAGGUAGAUGGGCAGACUAGUGACUGGGCUGUGGCCGGUCAAAACGUUGUGUUGAACCUGGCCAAUAUUGAUCCAGCACAUUUGCGCUCUGGCGAUGUGGUGUGCCGUUCAUCUUCGCCGAUCCCCACCAUCACCAGCUUUACCACCAAGGUUCUUGCCUUUGAGCAUCUGAUGCCUAUGCUCGUGGAUGUUCAUCGAGGCCGCCUUCAUGUCCCUGGCCGGAUCAGCAAAUUAGUUGCGACCUUAGAUAAAGCGUCCGGUGCGCCUAUUAAAAAGCGGCCCAAGAUUGUGGCACCAGGCACAGUGGCGCGAGUGGUCGUGGAGAUGGACACUGCAGUGCCCCUUGAGGCACCGACCAGGAUUGUUUUGCGAACUGGCGGAUCGACUGUGGCGGCCGGGUUGUUGGAAUAG
Penicillium longicatenatum is the source of this 2397-nucleotide messenger RNA. RefSeq names its product putative translation elongation factor EF-1 subunit. Gene Ontology annotation, molecular function: GTPase activity; GTP binding. The coding region runs from base 1 to 2397 and encodes 798 amino acids. The record is from RefSeq and is a predicted model, not a curated record. The transcript has 5 exons. Gene Ontology annotation, biological process: translation. Lineage: Eukaryota; Fungi; Ascomycota; Eurotiomycetes; Eurotiales; Aspergillaceae.